Messenger RNA from Anolis sagrei ordinatus, 6356 nucleotides. NCBI's taxonomy places the organism in Eukaryota, Metazoa, Chordata, Lepidosauria, Squamata, Anolidae. The record is from RefSeq and is a predicted model, not a curated record.
CGUGGUCAGGAAGAUGUUCGUUUCCAGUUAAUAGGCGGUUGCUGGAAGCGGGGGCGGGACUUUGAGGGAGUGAGUGAGAGCCGGGACCGGGAGCGAAGUUAAAGAGGGGGAUUCUGCGCACGCGCAGCUGAGGCGAGGUGAAUCUGGUGUAGGCGCGCGUGUGGACGUGUCCGGCGACGUUGUAGAAGCAGACCUCAGUCGGAGAAAGGCAGAAGCCGACUUUUCCUGCUUUGGAUAGCACUUGCUUAUAUUGGUAACUGACCAGAGGCUUCUUCUUUCUUGAAACAGAACAUUGGUAAGAAGUAGCUCAAUGUCACUGUUUCAGAACCCGUGGGAAUUAUACCAGCCGAGUUUACCAAAUGACCUGGACACGGAAAUGGAGAUCGUGGCGCCUUGCCCACCCUUUCCUGAUCCAGCCAGUGACUUCGAUAGAAACAUUCCUCGUAUCUGUGGUGUUUGUGGAGACAAAGCUACUGGGUUUCAUUUUAAUGCUAUGACCUGUGAAGGCUGCAAAGGAUUUUUUAGGAGGAGCAUGAAAAGAAAAGCUAUGUUCACAUGUCCAUUCAAUGGAGACUGCAAAAUUACCAAAGAUAACCGGCGGCACUGCCAGGCUUGUCGGCUGAAGCGCUGCACUGACAUAGGCAUGAUGAAAGAGUUUAUUCUGACAGAUGAAGAGGUCCAGAGGAAAAGAGAGAUGAUUAUGAAAAGAAAGGAGGAGGAAGCCCUGAAAGAGAGCUUAAAGCCCAAACUGCUGGAGGAGCAACAGCGGAUCAUUGAUAUACUUCUUGAAGCCCAUAAAAAAACCUAUGAUCCCACUUACUCUGAUUUCAACCAAUUUCGGCCUCCAGUCAGAGGUCGUAGAAUGAAAAGUAGAUCUUCCUCUAUUAUGACCCAAGGUUUCUCCUCUUCAGAAGACUCCUUGGAUACCUUCAGCUCUUCUUCCCCAGAACCAAAGAUGUUCUCAAAUCUGGAACUAAGUGAUGACAGCGAUGAAAGUGCAUCCAUGUCCAUUGAUUUAUCACACCUCUCCAUGCUGCCUCACCUGGCUGACCUUGUUAGUUACAGCAUCCAGAAAGUGAUUGGAUUUGCAAAAAUGAUUCCAGGAUUCAAAGAUCUAACAGCAGAGGACCAGAUUGCUUUGUUGAAAUCCAGUGCCAUUGAAGUCAUUAUGCUCCGAUCAAAUCAGUCAUUCUCACUGGAGGAUAUGUCUUGGACCUGCGGCAACAAUGACUUCAAAUACAACAUCAAUGAUGUCACACAAGCUGGACACAGCCUAGAUCUGCUUGAGCCUCUUGUUAAGUUCCAGAUCAGCUUGAAGAAACUCAACCUGCAUGAGGAAGAGCAUGUGCUCCUGAUGGCCAUCUGCAUCCUUUCUCCAGAUCGCCCUGGCGUUCAAGACACCGCUAUGGUGGAGUCCAUCCAGGAUCAUCUUUCUGGAAUCCUGCAGACAUAUAUUCUCUGCCGACACCCGCCUCCUGGCAACCGCCUCCUCUACCCGAAAAUGAUCCAGAAACUUGCAGACCUGAGGAGCCUGAAUGAGGAGCAUUCCAAACAGUAUCGCUGCCUCUCCUUCCUGCCUGAGCACAGCAUGCAGCUCACUCCACUGGUCCUCGAAGUGUUUGGCAAUGAGAUCUCGUGACAUCGUCGUCCUGAGGAUGAAACACACCAGAGUUAAGGAAGGAGUCAGCCUGGCUUUCCACUGGUGGCAAACUGAGAGCUUUGGCCCCAGCGUUGUAUAUUGUCAGCGAGAGUUUUAACCCUUUUUUCCCUCCACACUACCAGAGGGACUUCAUCAUUUUUACAUCUUUUGGCCUCGUCCUUUGCAUUGCUGCUGAGCAGCAGUCUGCAAGCUUAUCCCUUCUCUUCUGUCAAUCAAAACCAAAUAGUUUUCUCACUUGCUGCUUUGCCAAGAUGAAAUUGCUUGUCGCUUUCUUCAAUGUUGAACUUUCAAGCCAGCGACUGAAAUGACUGAUCUGUGGGUUAAGGAAGGCGAUGACUGGAUAAGAGCUCCUAAUUAGAAUGGAUGGGAUUUAGGGUUUGAGGGUGAUGGGACUACUGAGUAUUGUCAUCAUGCCACGUGAAGAGCUUUUAGUCCAGUGUGAAAAUAAUGUACAGAAAUUGAUCUUUUGUGCGUAACAUGUGCCCUCCCUGCCUGCCUUCCCAAGGCUCUUCACUACUAUCAGCCAGAUGAUGAUUUGGAGAGAGCUGGGGUUAACUGUUGUGGUGUACACAAACUACUCUAGCACUUUGUUGCACUAAAUAGCUUGUUCAGAAGGGGAGGAUAAUUUAACUAAUCAUGUACAUCUCAGUGGAAAUUUUCUCUGAAAACUGUAAAUAACAAGCCCCUGCCAAUUUCCCAGCAUUGUUUCAGAAGAUGUUCUCAAAACAUGGCCCCCUUUCAGCAUCCCCCUCCCCCCAGUUUCAAACACUACCAGUUUAUUUAGAGGAGCUUCUGGUUUCUGCAGUGGCAUGGAGCUGAUUUGCAAUCCAUUCAAAAGGUUUGAGUUGUCGCUUUAGAGCAGACCUUCGGCAGUCUAUGUAUGGCCCUCCAGAUAUUUCUAGGCUCCAAUCUUUGUCAAGCCCAACCAGCAUUACCAUUGGUUAAGAUAUUAUGGGAGUUACAAGUUUCCCACCCCUCUUUAGAGUCAUGUAUAGACCAUUUGUUAGCAGGGCAAACUGACCUACAGGUCACUGUAUAAAGAACUGACAUGCAGAAGUAAUCUUGUACUCUCUCUCUCUCUCUCCAUGCUGGAGUCAUAAUGUUUGAGUCAGUCCGUAGUCAUACUCAGGGAGGUUGAGACUAAUUUAUUUUUGUGGCUCAUAAGAUGUUUACUGUGAAUUUGAUGACCUCUGGACAAAUUCAGCACAAGCUGCCACACUCUUAUCAAGGGAAGGAAUGUAUCACCAAUAUUCAAACAGCAUGGAAUGGGCAGUUGCUAAUAUAUUUGUCCCAAAUAAUCUUAAACUGUACACAUAGCUUUCAGUGGACCGACAUUUGCUUCUUGCAAGCAUUGGCAACUGUUUCAAUGUUUACACAUGCAAAAGAGGAAAGUAAAUUGUUGGCUGUAGUGAGAGCAAAGCUGCUUAAAUGUGGACAUUCUCUCAUCUCACUUUUCAGAGAUAGUUACCUUCUCAGAAAAUGUGUAGUAUUUCACUUCACCAACAUGCUGUUUUCACAGAAAUGAUUAUGAUAGCUGCAUUUUGCACGCCAUGUAUUGCUUCAGGUGAACACAAAGUGUCUUACAGGAUGAUAAAUUCUAAGGAUACACAAAGGCACAUUUGGUUUAGCAGACCUGUAGAGUUGUGUCAGUAAGUAUUUGCAUACACGAAUGGAUCAGGGCAGAGGUUUUGGGGAGAUUUCUUCGUGAGAAUAAAAUCUCCCUUUUGCUUGCUGUCAGUAGGAUGAUAUAAUAGGAAGAGAUUAUUGUGAAAAAGUGCCUUGAGCUUGCUCCAGUGCAGUAAUUCCCCCCCCCCCCCCCAAAAUUAUAAGUAGACAUUUUAGUCUUCUCAGCCCUUUGGCUAAGAUCAAGUGUAGUAGUUUAGUCUGAAAUUGAUCUAAAUUGCUAGCCUUGGAGGGAUCCCAAUCAAUUUCCUUCUGUGCUUCAAUGGGUGUUGGUAUAAAGGUAACGCACCACAUGGAAUAAGUCCCUGGAAUAUAUCUGCCUGUGAGGGCAUGCAUGCAGGUUCCUUUCCUCUCCCCCAGAAGUAUGGCUGUCUCCCUUUUCUUGGACAGAACUUGAUUAAAGAAAAAACUUUUGCAUUCUGGCAGUGUGGGAAAGAAAGCAGGCAUUUGCAACACGGUUCUAUAAUAGAAGCUUUGAAGCUUCUCAGAGCUCUGCCUCUUCGGCUGCUGGAGCACUUUCUGGCAGCAGUGUUUGACUCCUUUGGCAAGAUACACCACCCAUUAGUUUCUAUCGAAAGUAUGGUAGUACAUCCAACAUGCCUAAGCCUGUGUUCUAGCAGCCAUUUCAAUGGUGGAUGGCCUUACUAUACUCAUCAAAGUUGUACAUCUUAAUACUCAUGUCGUGACACUACAUUUGAAAGUGUUAUGUAUACAUCUUGCAGGAGGGAGUCAGAGGAGGUAAAUUGGUAGUUUUUUAAAGUCAUAUUAAAUCAUAAUAGAGUUAGCUGUCCACAUUUGUGGAUUUAACUUUUAUGGAUUUGAUUAGUCACAGAUUUGGCUAAUACAUUCUGAGAAUCUCUAGGUCCUCCAGUGAAAUUCUGCAGUCAGUCCCUGCCAGAAGUUGAUCAUGGAGGCAAACUGCAUGACCAAGAGAACACAUCUUUAGGCAUUAGUACAAUGGUUCUCAACCUGUGGGUUCUCAGAUGUUUUGGCCUACGACUCCCAAAAAUCCCAGCCAGUUUACCAGCUGUUAGGAUUUCUGGGAGUUGAAGGCCAAAAUAUCAGGGGACCCACCAUUUGAGAACCACUGCAUUAAUAGAUCCUCCAGCAUAGUUCUGUGGUCAGUUUUUGAUGGAAUUGGUGUUUUUUAUUUGUUGUUUUUCUACUUCGCUCCCCUAACUCAUACAAAAGUGAAGGUCCUACUUUAUUGGUUCCUCUUACCCCUAUAAUGUCAGUACUGAUUGGCAGAUUUCGAGGGAUUCAGAAGGAUUCAGAAGUUCACUUGAAGACUUAGGGUUGAAGCUGGGAUUUUGCUUGCAAAGCAUGUGCUCUGUCACUGAGCUAUGCAUGCCUUGGUGCCUUACAGACAAGAAUGUGAGGUUUAGCUCUUUUAUAUCCCAUCUUAGGAAGUUUUCCAAGUCUAAUGGGAUGCAGGACCAUUUGAGUCUGGUAGUUAAAUCUAUCAUGGCACAAUGUUGAAAGAGAGGAAAGGAGUCAGCUAUGCUUUCAACCACUCUCUGCUAUAUUGGACAUAGUAAUAUUUUAAAAUAAUGAUUACAGCAAACUAUUCAAGUCACUCAAUGAGUUGCAUCUUGGUUGUUUUUUAAAAUGCUAUGUUAAUACGCCCCUUUAGUCUAAAACAGUGGUUCCCAACCUUUGGUCCUCCAGGUGUUUUGGACUUCAUCUCCCAGGAAUCACAGCCAUCUUACCAGCUGUUAGGAAUUGUGGGAGAUGAUGUCCAAAACACCCGGAGGACUAAAGAUUGGGAACCACUGGUCUAAUGGGAACCUCACCAAUACACUCUUGUGUUCCCUCUGCUUCCCUUACAGCAGUGCUUUCUUAACCUGUAGGUCCCAAGAUGUUUUGGCCUUCAACUCCCAGAAAUCCUAACAGGUGGUAAACUGGCUGGGAUUUCUGGGAGUUGUAGGCCAAAACGCCUGGGGACCCACAGGUUGAGAACCACUGCCUUAUAAGGAGACAGGAUGGGGAGGAUGUAAUUUUAUUUUAUCUUUUGUUUAUCUGUUCUGCUGGAGGUGUCCCUGGGAUGCUUCUAGAUGACUUUCCCAGCUUUGUAUGGGAGACCCAGGUGAUAGCAUGGUUAUGCCAAGAAGCAGUAAAAUAGAUGCACAGUGCUUUUCGACUGAUAGCAUUAGGGACACUCUUCCUUCAAAGUUCCCUUGAGUGCAAAGCUUAGCAAAUCACUUAUAUGGACACUUGGCCAAAAGAAAUAGUCCAAAGGAGUAGCUUUUCCAAGUUUUGCCUAUUGAGUUUGGUCCAGCUGUGUCUGAGCUUUCCAUCUGGAAGUAUCCAGGAUCUAAGUAAAUAAGUUGUCCUGCAGCCAUUCAUAGAACACACUUGGCCACUAUAUUUUUCUAAAGAAAUGGGGUGAGUGCUUUUGAUACUUAGCCCAUACAUUAAGUGCGCUAGAAACGCCUAUGCUGAACAAUUUGCACCAGAUUAUGUGGCUUAAUUCAAUGUGUAAAUGGCAAUUUAAUAUAAGUUGACAAUGUUCUGUUAUAAAACACCAAUUGGAUUUUAGACAUUUUAAGAACAAUUACAUUUGAAUCAAAGCUGCUCUUUUUUGAGAGAUGCUGGAUUUUUUCCCCAACUCUGCAUGUGAACGUCUAACAUGUAUCUAUCUAUCUACAGACACAUACAGUGCAAGAGUAGCUUCUUUCCAAAUGUGAAACACAAAUCAUCUCUUGUUUGUUGCCUUGUGUAAUUUAAAUGGCCAUGCAAUGCACUUUAUAUUAAAAAAUCAGUGGAAUGAUUUAAAGAGACAAAUCUAUAUUUAAUUAUAGUUCUGAUGAUGAAGAAUAGAGGUGAUUGCUAUCUUUUUAUUCCUUUGUACAUCUUUGGGCUUUUUUCUAAUGGAUAAAAGAGAAGAUAUAAUAUAAAAAAAUCCAGAGCUUUAUUGACAUGAUAAGGAAUGAUUGAAUCCUGUUUUCAUAAGUUGUAAGUGUAAUAUGCUGUUACCUUAUUAAUAAACAUGUAUUGCUUUGUGACAACACAA